AUGGCCUCAGGGGAUCUUAUCGACUUCAACGUCAUCGAAUCACACAAGGAGAACAUCGAGGCUCUUCCCAGUGGACGAUCGGCAAAGGCACUGGCACAGCUUUAUUCACCACCUCCGCUAGGCGCCAACCCAUCGCCUGUGACCGUACAAGAUGCUCACGCGAAAGAGCGCGAACCAUACGAAAAGGAGCUGGCCAACAUAGAGGAUGCAGACGACCCGCUGGAUGUAUACGAUCGAUACGUGAAGUGGACGCUGGACACAUACCCGUCCCCACAGGCCAGACAAACACAGCUCCUGCCUCUGCUCGAACGCGCGACAAAGUCAUUACAGUCGUCAGCACAUUACAAGAACGACCCACGGUAUCUCAAAUUGUGGCUGCAUUACAUCCGACUCUUCUCUGACGCGCCAAGGGAGAUCUUCGCGUAUCUGGCGCGUCAUAACAUCGGCGAAGGACUUGCGUUAUACUACGAAGAAUUUGCGGCAUGGCUGGAGAGUGCUGGGCGGUGGAAGCAGGCAGAAGAAGUCUACAAGAUGGGUUUGGAGAGGGAAGCACGCCCUGCUGAGAGAUUAAUGCGCAAGUUUGGCGACUUCGAGCGAAGGAAAGAAGCGCGACCAGAGGAUGCAACAGAGCCCACAAGUCCUGCAGUGCCGACAGCAAGACCGGCUCUCGCUGCAAAAGCCGAUCUGUUCGCAACGUCAUCCCCGGCAGCUGCACAGCAACAAGCUCGAUCAACAGCAGCGAAGAAGAGCAAGAGCUCGAAACUAGCCAUUUUCUCCGAUGCCGAGGAGCCAGCGAGACCCGAUUCUGGAAGCCGCAGCAAAGGCUGGGACAACAUUGGAACGAUCGCAGAGCGCAAGAAGGAGAACUCGAGAGAGGCCAAGCCUUGGACCGGCGAGACUCUGAAGGGCGGCAAGACGAAUGGCGGCAUGGAGAAAUUGAUGGUAUUCAAGGAUGAGCACGUGCAAAAGUCCUUGUCAAGUGGUACUCACCAGCAGCAGUGCGCCAUGAACCCGAAGACGAAGCGAUUAGAGUGCGUUUUCGUCAACCUCGAAGCGGUAUACCCGGAUUUCGAUGGGAGCGAGUACUGCUUCGAGGAGCUGCAGGCCCGGCAUCGAGGUUGGCUGGAUCGGGAGUGGAGUCGGGGGAGGGAGAAGACGCCAGCAAUGCAGACGAAGCCAGCUGUCGUCGAAUCGAAGCUAGAUCUCCAGCUUGACACGACGAGUAUGUUCGAUCGUGUACCUCUGCCAGCGGAAGAGGUACAGCUCGAGAUGCCCAUGGAGCAGACGAAGCCCAAGCAGCGUGGCUUCAAAAUCUUCGAAGAUACAGCUCCUGUACAGGCUUCCGUUGACGACCAUAUACGAGAGGAGCGAGCGCUUGUCGAGAAGUUCUCCAAGACCCUAGCACUCAAUGAUGAGAAUGAUGAGAACGCACCGAUGCCUAAGCCGUCGAGAGAAGCGGACCUGGCGAAGCGCAUACGUCGGGAGGAGCGUGCGAAUCGAACACGCAAGAUCCAGGUGAUGGACGUCAAGCAUAUCAAGAACGAGACCAAGACCAUUCAGCUUAACCUCGACUCACCGACAGGCCCGAAAAUAAAGCGAAAGAAGUCUACUGACAAAGCUGAGCCGACAAUGACGAUUAAUACUAAGGAAGCCCUGGACGAGAUAUAUGGCAUCUUCAAUCAGCCACUACCUUCACAAACUGAACAGUCGGAUGCCGAAGAAGAGGACAGUGAGGACGAUUAUACGACUGGUGACGAGAGUACAGCCACUGGCAAGCUUUCUGGAACAGCUAGCGAAUAUGGCGAUGAGACCAGGAAUGAGCUUCUUGAAGCGCAAGAGGCAAUACCAGCUUCUGAUCCAGACGGCCAAACAAAUGUUACUGGGUGGUCCGACUUCACAACCAGCAAGCACAUGCCUGGAGAAAUCGACGACAGUGCUCCUCCCUCUGCGCAGAGCACAACCUGGGAGGUGUAUACCGAUUCUGCCCAUGCCGAUGAGAUGCAGCAGGAAGAGGAGCUCGUGACACCACAAGAAGAAAAUCCACGAACGCAAUAUGUGCCCAUGCCACCCGAGGACUACGAGGCAUCUUCAGCCCAAUACCGUGAUGCCGCCAUGCUACCGAACCACAGACUACCGUUUAUGACGCCCAUAGUAGAGCAAACCGAAUCCUCCUUCGGCGUAGCAACAGUCAGAACCGAGAAAGACUACUUCCACGCCAAAACACCAAGUCGAAAAGUAGGUGCACCGGAACCCCUCCCCGAAGACGACGAAAUCUACAGCAGUCCCUUCCAAGAAAUCAUCCCUGGCCUAGCUGAAGACAAACGAAAAGUCCUCCAGCCCAUCCGAACCAAGACGACCAAAGGCACCAUCGCCCUAGGCCAAGGCACAGCCAAAUCCCAACUCGCCGCCAAAUCCCGGCCAUCAUCCUCCUCAGCCUCCGAACCAGUCCAGAAAGGCCCCUUAGUCAAAGACGAACAAUGCAACCCCAUGGACCCAUCCAUACGCCAGACCAUCCUCUCCCAACUGAGACCUUCCCUCACGUCCUACGAAGGCUACCACGAACACCUAGACCAAACCUCCGGCCGCACAGCCGAGAUGCGAAAAUACGUCAAGACCCUCGCCAAGGCGUCGCGGAGUAGCGUAAACCUGGACAAGACAGCCCAGACCCUCUCCCUCCCACCCAUGCUCUCCUUACCCGGCGCAGAGGGGAUCUACACCCUCAAACGCCAACUAGGCGAAGGAACCUUCGCCCCAGUCUAUCUCAUCGAGAACAGCGCCGAAGCACCACCACCACCACCAUCAUCAACAACAGAAGAGCACAUCGGCGAGAACCGCCCCCCCUCACGCAUGGGCAAAAGCACACACCGCACGCACCUCGAAGCCCUGAAAAUGGAAGAUCCGCCCAGCACAUGGGAAUUCUACAUGCUCCGACAAUCGCACCGACGCCUCGGCGUCUCGCGCGCCAGCUCCUCGAUCGUGCGGGCGCACGAAAUGCAUCUCUACCGAGACGAAUGUUUCCUGAUAGAAGAUUAUCGCUGUCAAGGCACCCUCUUAGAUCUCCUCAACAUCGCGCGAUUGGAAAACAUUUCCUCCGGCGCCACGGCGACGGGAGGAGGCGGGAUGGACGAGAUGAUGGCGAUGUGGAUUUCUGUUGAGCUACUCCGGACGGUGGAGGGUUUGCAUAGUAAGCAGCUUAUCCAUGGCGAUCUGAAGGGGGAUAAUGUACUCGUGCGCUUCGACGACCCCGGGGUGGAGACGGACUGGAGUCCUACGUACUUCCCCUCUGGCGCGCACGGCUGGGCGAGUAAAGGGAUCUCUCUGAUCGAUUUCGGGAGGGGGAUAGAUAUGAGGCAGUUCGUCCCCGGGGUGGCUUUCAUCGCUGACUGGAAGACCACCGAAGCAGAUUGUGCUGAGAUGCGGGAGUUGCGGCCUUGGACUUAUCAAAUCGACUAUCAUGGCCUGGCGGGGAUAAUUCAUUCGCUGCUGUUUGGGAAGUACAUGGAAACCAUCGGGACGAAAGAUGGGACCGCGUUGGGCCAGGGCGCGACGAAGACGUAUCGGAUCCGGGAGAGUCUGAAAAGGUAUUGGCAGACGGAGAUAUGGGCGGAGGUGUUCGAGCUGUUGCUUAAUCCGCUGGCGCAUUUGGAGGGGGAGGAGGGGGGGAAGAUGCCGGUUUUGAGGGGGUUGAGAGGGGUUAGGGAGAGGAUGGAGGGGUGGCUUGAGGAGGGGGGGGAGAAGGGGGUGGGGUUGAAGGGGAUGAUUGGGCGGAUGGAGAUGGUUAUUCGGGAGAGAAAGAGGAAGGGUGGGAAGGUUGUAUAG
Recurvomyces mirabilis is the source of this 3819-nucleotide messenger RNA. It is a transcript of the gene BUB1, whose product is annotated as protein kinase. Gene Ontology annotation, cellular component: nucleus. Gene Ontology annotation, molecular function: ATP binding; protein kinase activity. Bases 1 to 3819 code for a protein of 1272 amino acids. Gene Ontology annotation, biological process: meiotic sister chromatid cohesion, centromeric; mitotic spindle assembly checkpoint signaling; protein phosphorylation. The record is from RefSeq and is a predicted model, not a curated record. The transcript is spliced from 2 exons. NCBI's taxonomy places the organism in Eukaryota, Fungi, Ascomycota, Dothideomycetes, Mycosphaerellales, Teratosphaeriaceae.